CUUCCGUUAUUCAUUUAUAAUACUUAUAAUAUGAAUAACACAAAUAUGUACAAACAUAUUUUUUUUUUAGUGCAAAGCACACAUAUUUUCAUUUAUGUUCUCUUUUAUAUUUUGCACUACAACAUAUGCGUUUUAAACAUUCUCUUUCUGGCCACCACGGGACUAAACAUAACAAAUAGCAGCAGCAUGAAGAAUCGAAGAGCUAUGAUUAGGCGUGUACAGGAAAAACUUAUGUGAUUUGCAACUAAUGCCGGCUAAUUCAUAUCUGCUAAAGUGCUCGCUUUAGUUGCUGGCUUACAUAAAAAAUGAACCUUAAUAGGGUGCCGCCACGCAAAAUUUUUUUAUUCCAGGGCUGCCAUCGCAACAAAGUUUCUACAGCAACGAUUUGACUAAUUAAAAGAUUACCUUUUGGCCAAAUUAAAGUGCUCUCAAGAUUCUAAUGAAUUUAAAAAAUCAUUCGCAUUAUUUGUUCGUUCGUAUUGGAUAAACAGUCGUAGAUUUGAAAAAAGUUUAUAGAAAAAUACCAAUGGUGGUUAAAUAAUUCAUUUAAAUUUAUUAAUAAUCAAACAAGUAAAACUGGACGCCCUCGUCAAGAAUUUAAUACAUAUUCGGAGCAAACCAAAAGAUUAAAAACUAAAGGAUUAAAAAACUAAGGUCAGUGGGAAAUAAAGAAGGAGCAAAAAUAUAUUAAAAAAUAUCGUGGAUUAUCCAAUGGCCGUACGUUAUGAAACAGCUCUUGCAGUGGGAAAUAAAGAAGGUGCAAAUAUAUUAAAAAAUUUUGUGGAUUAUCCAAUGGCCGUACGUUAUGAAACAGCUCUUGCAAAAGAAAAUUCAUUAAUAUUUUCAGAAAAAGCAUUGGGAAUGGUCAUUGAUGGUCAGCUAUCACGAUUUAAGUACAAUGUUGUAAGAUCGAAAGCUCCACAAACAUAUAAAUGUAUACGACAAGCAAAAAAAUAUUGUUAUCCUACAAAUAUUAAUGUUACUGAAAGUUCUGCAUUUGUACCGUUGCAAGAUUUAUUAAAUCACACAACAAAUAGACUUAUUUUGUCAAUUGGUGUAAAGAAGUUAAUAAGCUUACAAAAUAAAGAACUAGUAUUGUUAACAAAAUGGGGAUUUGAUGGCACCACUGGCCAUACGCAAUACAAACAAGGGUUUUUAGAUAGAAAUAAUAGCGAUUCUCAUCUACUCAUUACAAUAAUAUUCCCCUUACAGCUUUCCUAUAAAGAUAACAUAAUAUGGAAAAAUACGAAACCAUCAUCUACUUGCUACUGCAGGCCCCUUAAUAUUCAAUUGCUCAAUUCACAAUCGAUGUUGUAGCGUUGUAUGCAUUGUAUAUCAGCAGCUGCUACAAUAGUCAUAACAAUGUUGUUGGUAUUUUCUAUGCAAAAGUUCUAUACAACUCU
This is a messenger RNA of Lucilia cuprina (Australian sheep blowfly), 1403 nucleotides long. RefSeq lists its product as uncharacterized. Lineage: Eukaryota; Metazoa; Arthropoda; Insecta; Diptera; Calliphoridae. Bases 712 to 1317 code for a protein of 201 amino acids. The transcript is spliced from 3 exons. The record is from RefSeq and is a predicted model, not a curated record.